Molecule: messenger RNA, 2347 nt
Organism: Equus quagga
Lineage: Eukaryota; Metazoa; Chordata; Mammalia; Perissodactyla; Equidae
Gene: RAB37
Product: RAB37, member RAS oncogene family
Exons: 9
Coding region: 69-740 (223 amino acids)
Cellular component (GO): endosome; Golgi apparatus
Molecular function (GO): GTP binding; GTPase activity
Source: RefSeq, a predicted model, not a curated record
UAAGGCGGGGCCAUUCCUUCGCUGUCCCUCGCCCGCCGCCUGCCCCAGCUCACCUCUCGUCCGGGGACAUGACAGGCACGCCUGGCGCCGCUGCCACCAGGGAUGGCGAGGCUCCCGAGCACUCCCCGCCCUGCAGUCCGAGCUACGAUCUCACGGGCAAGGUGAUGCUUCUGGGAGACUCAGGCGUCGGCAAAACCUGUUUCCUGAUCCAAUUCAAAGAUGGGGCCUUCCUGUCCGGGACCUUCAUAGCCACCGUCGGCAUAGACUUCAGGAACAAGGUGGUGACCGUGGAUGGUGUGAGGGUGAAGCUACAGAUCUGGGACACAGCAGGACAGGAGCGGUUCCGCAGUGUCACCCACGCUUAUUACCGAGACGCCCAGGCCUUGCUCCUGCUGUACGACAUCACCAACAAGUCUUCCUUCGACAACAUCCGGGCCUGGCUCACUGAGAUCCAUGAGUAUGCCCAGAGGGAUGUGGUGAUCAUGCUGCUAGGCAACAAGGCGGAUGUGAGCAGUGAACGAGUGAUCCGUUCGGAGGAUGGAGAGAUGCUGGCCAGGGAGUACGGAGUUCCCUUCAUGGAGACCAGCGCCAAGACAGGCAUGAAUGUGGAGUUAGCCUUUCUGGCCAUUGCCAAGGAGCUGAAAUACAGAGCCGGGCGGCAGGCCAAUGAACCCAGCUUCCAGAUCCGAGACUACGUGGAGUCCCAGAAGAAGCGGCCCGGCUGCUGCUCCUUCUUGUGAAUCCCCAGGGGCUGAGGGGAGGCUCCAGAGGCCCAGGAGGAUGCAGCCUUCUCCCCCAGACCUGGUUUACUCUGAGCAGCUGAGCCAGUGGGGAGAGAACAGGGGGACUCAGUGCACAGCCCCUCCUUCCCAAGAGACAGCUGUACUCCUGCCCUACCUAGUUCCUGUAGCUUCCCUGCGUCCCCAGGGAGGGGAAAAUAUUUAUAUUUCAUUUUAAUGAUACAUAAUUUAAUUUUUUUAAAAAAGGGGGGGUAACAGAAAGCCCAGGUAAAGAUCUGGUGGCCCUUUUGCCGUCUAGUGCUAGGACUUAGGGAGCCAGGCCUCCCUCCUAGCCACCAUGAGGGCAGUAUUGCUCAGUUCAGCCCCAGGGGACCCUGAUGCACUUCUGGGGCGUGUGGGCAGGCAGUGGCUCCAUUCCCACGCUCACUUCAGCCGGAGAGGAGCUGAGCAGACCCCAGCCGUCAUGUCCUCCAGCUUGCCAGGGAACAAUCUUCCCCAGGAAGACAGGGCCCUUGUGCUGGAGUUAGACCAAAGCCUCAGGGGAGAUAAGAGAUGUGGAGAUUGGGCAGGGACCCAGCUCCCUGGGAGGGGGAGAGAGGAGUAGCAGAGAUUAGGUCUGCUUGGCUACCUCUGGCCUUACCAGCCCCCUUGGGGAGGUGUACCCUUUCCCUCCAGCCCACAAGCAACUGGAAACAUUUAGUUCCUGUUCUCUGGAUCUCAGAUCCCAUGGAAGCCCCUCCUCCCUGAAUCCCUGGUCUUAACUACCUUUCUGCUUGUGCCCCUCGACACCUAAGGUCACAGCUAGGAAAAGAUUGGUCUUCUGUCCCAACCCUUUGGCAGGUAUGCAGCCCCCAGGCUACUUCUUCAAGCAGCUGUCGUGCUUCUACUGGAUAAAGAGCCACACAAAGAGAAACCCCGACCCCUGGAACAGGUGGGAGGCAGAAUUGAGCAAACCUCACCCCACGUGGAUCCCCCUAAAUCCAAGCACUGCCUCCUCCCUGAAGCCCACGCCCGUUUCUUCUCAGACAGACACCAGGGCCAAAACUGCUUUAUCUCCCCUUCUACUGAGCCAGGUGAGGGAGUGGGAGGUCAUCCAUUUCUGGUAAACCAACGUGAUGUGUGCAAAACAAGGUCAUGUGGGUAAGACUGGGGUGCGGAGAGGGGCAGCAAGGAGUUCCUGUGAGCGAAGGUCAUAUCUCUCCGAAAGCCCUGACCCCAGCAACCAGAAGGGGACUGGAUCCAUGAAGGUCACGACCUACAGCACCUUACUCCUGCUCUCCAGGCCAGCUGCCAGGGAGAGGCACCUUUGUUCCAGCUCUCCAGGCCAGGGGCGGGGGAGAGGGUUGAGAAAGAGGUGUGCAUAUUUCCAAGGCUACUGCAUUUGCUUCCAAGGCAGAAAUCUUGCUCUCUGAGCAGAGUCAGCAGCUCCAACUUGGGCCAGAUAAGGAAGCUCUUCGGGGCCUCUCCCAGGCAGAGCAGGGAGGAGCGUGACUUUGCUGGGCUCUUCUGGGGCCCAAGGCAGGUCACAGGCGAUCCAAUCACGUAGGCUGCUCUGGGCCUCUAGCAUUUGUGUUUUUCGGAAUUAAAUUGCAGUGUUUCGGAAAGUA